AUGGCGUUACCGGUGGUGGUAGACGCAGAAUACCUCAAGCAGAUCGAAAAGGCUCGCCGCGAUCUCCGAGCACUCAUCGCCAACAGAAACUGCGCUCCUAUCAUGCUUCGCUUAGCUUGGCACGACGCGGGCACUUACGAUGCCAGCUCGAAGACCGGUGGACCUAACGGUUCUAUCCGGAACGAGGAAGAGUAUUCUCACGGCGCUAACAAUGGUUUGAAGAAAGCUAUUGAUUUCUGUGAGGAAGUGAAGGCAAAGCAUCCUAAAAUCUCAUAUGCAGACCUUUAUCAGCUUGCAGGUGUUGUUGCAGUUGAGGUUACUGGGGGUCCCACAGUCAACUUUGUUCCCGGAAGAAGGGAUUCAAAAAUAUCUACCAGAGAUGGGCGGCUUCCCGAUGCUAAAAAAGGCGAGUCGCAUCUCCGUGAUAUCUUUUAUCGUAUGGGCUUGACUGACAAGGAUAUUGUUGCGCUGUCUGGGGCACAUACACUGGGAAGAGCACAUCAAGAGAGAUCAGGGUUUGAUGGCGCUUGGACAGAGGACCCUCUGAAGUUUGAUAACUCAUACUUUGAGAUACUUUUGGAAGAAGAUUCUGCAGGGCUGCUUAAACUUCCAACGGACAGGGCUUUAGUCGAUGAUCCUGAAUUUCGCCGUUAUGUUGAGCUGUAUGCGAAGGAUGAGGAUGCAUUUUUUCGAGAUUAUGCUGAAUCACAUAAGAAACUUUCAGAGCUUGGCUUUGUGCCAAGUUCAAAGGCGAAUGCUCCUAAGGAUGCGACCGUACUGGCACAAAGUGCUGUUGGAGCUGUAGUUGCUGCUGCAGUGGUCAUCCUCACUUACUUGUAUGAACAUUCCAAAAGAGGGAAGUAG
Messenger RNA from Lathyrus sativus (Indian pea), 864 nucleotides. Lineage: Eukaryota; Viridiplantae; Streptophyta; Magnoliopsida; Fabales; Fabaceae. The record is from the annotation of a GenBank genome assembly.